Molecule: messenger RNA, 1908 nt
Organism: Aureobasidium pullulans EXF-150
Lineage: Eukaryota; Fungi; Ascomycota; Dothideomycetes; Dothideales; Saccotheciaceae
Exons: 1
Coding region: 449-1696 (415 amino acids)
Biological process (GO): carbohydrate metabolic process; fungal-type cell wall organization
Cellular component (GO): fungal-type cell wall
Molecular function (GO): hydrolase activity, hydrolyzing O-glycosyl compounds; glycosyltransferase activity
Source: RefSeq, a predicted model, not a curated record
AAUCAAUGAUGUAGUACUCUACCAUAAACAAUAUCAACGAGACAGGCCGACAGCAAGUGAUCGUAAAGCAAUGGCCAUGAUCUCUCCAGAUCUUCCUCGGUGACGACCACCUGCCAGCCAGCGAACGGACGAAACGGUGGCAGCAGGUGGCGCAGGCACGCUAGCGAGUAUCAGAAUAUGUGCUUCGCUAUUAUACGAAUAGUCCACCAUGAGAAUAAUCUUUAGCGCUGGCUAGAGGUCGAGUACAUAAUGGAACGCCGUUCCUCCUUGUUACGGCAUUCCUCAUCCCACAUAGCAAUUCUGUUUGUCUGCGCAUAAUUUCAACCCACAUUCCUCUCGAUCCAAAAACAAUCACAUUCAUAUCAUCAGCUCAAAAGGCCAAGACCGAAGCUAGAUCUUCCCCUCUCCUUCUCCUCCCUAUCGACGGACGUUCAUCGACACCGACAACAUGCACUUCGCCAGAAACUCCGCCCUCGCUGGGUUGGUUGUCAUCCCCCUGGCCGCUGCCCAGACCUACACCACCUGCAACCCUAUGGAGAAGACUUGCCCUAACGAUGUUGGCCUCGACUCAGCGAGCUUUGCUUGUGACUUCACCAAAGGCAAAUCAGCUCUUGCCAGCUGGAGUGCCGCCUCUGGAACUACCCUCACCUACGAUGGCACCAAGGGUGCUCAAUUCGUCAUCAACGGCAAGAACCAGGCACCCACCAUCUCGAGCGACUUCUACAUCUUCUUCGGCAAGGUCGAGGUCACCAUGCAAGCAGCUCCUGGUACCGGUAUUGUGAGCAGUAUGGUUCUCCAAUCCGAGGACCUGGACGAGAUUGACUGGGAAUGGCUGGGCGGUGACACUACCCAGGCUCAGACCAACUACUUCGGAAAGGGCAACACCACGUCGUACGAUCGCGGCACUUACCAGUCUGUCUCGUCACCACAGACUGUCAUGCACACCUAUGCAUUUGACUGGACCAAGGAUCAGGUGCAGUGGCUCAUCGACGGUGUGGUUGUCCGUACUCUCAAGUACGCCGAUGCUGUUGGCGGCAAGAACUUCCCUCAGACUCCCAUGCGCCUGAAGUUGGGCAACUGGAUUGCUGGCGACCCGGACACCAACGCCAAGGGCACGAUCGAAUGGGCUGGUGGUGAGACGGACUUCUCCAAGGUCCCCUUCACCAUGUACGUCCAGUCGGUCAGCGUCACCAACUACAACCCGGCCAAGGAGUACAACUGGUCCGACAAGACCGGCAGCUACGAGAGCAUCAAGCUGAUCGAUGGUACCUCGUCUGGUUCUUCCAGCUCUUCCUCGUCGUCUUCCUCUUCAAAGUCCGGCAGCAGUGGUUCGGCCUCCAAGAGUGCUACCGCCAGUGUCAAGUCUACUGCCGUCAUCUCAAACAGUGCCAACACCGUCGCUCCUACCUCGUCCAUCAGCGUUAGAAAAGCUCAGGCCCAGGGCAGCGCCGCUGUUGUCAACAGCUCCAACUCUUCAUCAACCUCGACUGCCUCCACUUUGAGCUCUGUUAUCAGCAGUGUCAGCGCUAGCGCCACCUCUGCUGCCGCAUCCAAGAGCUCAUCGCACAGCUCAUCUUCUUCUUCGGCCACUUCAAGCCAGCCCGCCGAGCAGACUGCCAACGCUGGUGUUUCCAACACUGUUGCUACUGGCCUCGUCUCUAUCAUUGGAGCCGCCAUGGCCUACUUCAUCCUCUAAGGGGUGCUUCAGGCCCUUCUUUGUCUUUUAUUAUGCAUAGCGAUGGACACUUUGUCAUUCUCUCUCUGGCCGGACCAGAUAUACCCACUUCUACUAAUCAGGGCGGCUUUUUUGAGGUUCAGGAUGGUUGUAUUAACAAGAAAUUGAUUACCCACUUUGAUAGAUAGCACGAAUUGAAAUAAAGGGACUCGAAGUCUCUGUGUCUUCCAAUA